UGUUGGUUCAGCUGCUGCCUGUGCAGUUUUGCAGUCAAACACUGAGCAUCAAGUGAAUUCAGCACAGUCUUCAGUUGGAAAAAAAUGAGGGAUCCGCAACCUGCAGAGAAAUCUGCUCUGCAGAAGGAUGGAUUUGAUCCUAAGACAAAAGGUUUUCACCUUCAUGAUGCACUUCAAGUUCCCAAACAACUCAUCAGCAAAAGCUUAUGCAGCAAUGCUCCUUCCGAAUCCAUGGGGCUGAAGGACUGGCUGUGUGCUCUGUGUUGUGUGAGAAUGGGGUGCAUCGAUUAUCCAAAAAACGAGAAGCAGCCUUUAGUCAACAACAACAACAAUAUCCAGACCUACUCCACAAGUAUAACCCAUGAUGAUGAGAGAAACCUGUGGAGCUCCCCCCAUGACCUGUCUCACACAGAGGCUGUGGACGAUCGGAUGCUGCACACCUGGAUUCAGACUAGACGCCAACUGGAGAAAGACUCUGAAGAAUGGCAGAAACUCAAUUAUGAAAUUUACACCCUGAGGCAAGCCAGACGAGAAGUAAGAACGAGAUGGAGGAAGAUACUGGAGGACUUGGGAUUUCAAAAAGAAGCAGAAACCCUUUUGUCUGUUACAAAGCAAAGCACCAUCAGUAGCCCAAAGAACAUGAAAAAGGCUAUGGAAAUGCUUUUAAGACUUGCAGAUGAGACAACCAUCUUCCCAGCUGGAUGGGACUUACCAGAGAGAUACCUCUAUAUUAUGGAUCGCCUGAUAUGUCUUGAUGCAGUGGAAGACUUCUUAACCAUCGCUUACAAGAAGUAUCCCAAAGCGCAUAUGGAAACAGGCUCAAUAAUAAACAAGUGAACUUCAUUGUAGGUUACCUCCCAGCCGAGUUUAAAACAAGAGACCUCUGUAUCACCAGACCUUGUUUUCUUUGUCUAAGCUGUGAGUUAUGAUACAUCUCAAUGUUACCUUCCUGGUCUGGUUCUCAGAAUGAAUGUCUCUCCGUACCAAAUGAUGUGAAGUGAAUGGCCAAAGGCCAAGAGAACCUCAGCACUGAAUUUCGUAUUUGUCUCCCAAGAUGAGUUUUCAAUUCCUUCACUGAAAAUGUUCAGUUUCUUCCUGCUCAUGAACUGUUUGACAGACUUUCCAACAACUUAUCAAAGCUUCCACAGACUUGAUGUUUCAAUCUUUAGAAUCAUGCAUUUUCAGGAAGUAUGUAGAUGUGGGAUUUUGAAGUGUUGGUUUACAUUUUUCCCAUUUUAUUAUAAUCUGAUAUUUAAAAAAAAAAAAAAGCAAACAAAAAAAAAAACCUGUAUGCUGCAUAGCCUCCCGAAAAGGCAAAUUCCUUGAUAUUUGUAUUUUAAAGCUGAAGCCUAGUGUCAAUUUAUGGUGCCAAACAUUCAAAGAUGUGCCAAAAUGUUGCAUUUCGAUGCAUGGAUUACAGUUCUGAAAUUAGAAAAUUUUUUAUGGAGGAAAAAAAAGAAAAAUUAUAAUUUGUUGUGGGGAGGUGAGACCAAUGUAGAACAGGAAAGUGUGUCCAUGAUGAUAGUAAAAUAAUUGCAAAACGAAUGGUAUGGUACGCCACUUUCGAAAAAUUAUUUGACUUGCUUAUUAAGGGAAUGUGACAAGCAGUAUUUAUGUUCAAAGUGCAGUAACCUAUACCAGCCAACCAAAUUUCAGCUUAUUGGAAUUAUCUCUGUGAUAAGGGACUUUGGCUGUUGGCUGUGAUUUGGAGCUUGUUAUUAUCUGUGUUAUAAUGUGAUAUUGAGAAAGUUUACCAGAUGUCCUUCUCAAGCCUCACUAAUGUAGGUCUUGCUUCAUGAAGAGGUGUGCACCCUUAGUGAAGGUGUCUUGGUGAGCUGAAUACUGUUCAAGUGUACUUUGGUUACCACCAAUGUGCUGUGAACAGGUGUUCUUUAAAGAAUAAUUCAACAAUGAACAAGUUGAAGGUUUAGCUAUGUUUUAAUUGAAUCACACAUUCCAGUUAGGCCUAAAUAGACAUCUACUCCAUAAAAGACUUCCCUGUGCCUCUCUCAGUAAACUUAGGUGAUGGAACUUUGAUAGUAGAAUGGCUAAAUCAGUCCUGUUGUUUUUAUUAUUUAUUUUAUACAGCAUGUAUAAAUCAAUUCUCAGUGUAUAUUUAUUAGUUCUUUUUAUGCUUAGCUUCCUAAAGGCAAGGGUGCAAUUAAAAAUUACUCUAUGGGCUUAUUCAGUGAGACUGUACAAAGGGCAGUGAUGAUGCACAUUACUCUCAUCCCAAACUACAAACUUUAUUUUGUGUGCAGUCCAUAACUCGGACAUGGCCAAGUCUUGAGAGAUGGAUGCCUCAUGUACUGUCUAAGUCUUCAUGUUCUGUUCAAGGGUAAAAGUCUGGCGGUAAGAAAGAGCAGCCACUACAAGCAAUGUACAGGUCUUUUCUUCCUCUUAUGUUACAAAUAUCUGAUAUACUGUAUUGCUUAAGUGAGAGACUGUAUAUAAUGUAUGUUAUUUGUUCUGCUGCAAUAUUAUUAAGAUCCCAGAGAUACAUUUUAUCUGACAUAAAACGCUCUAUAUCUUUGCUUACAGUUUACAGCUUGUCGAUGAGUCGGGCAGCUAUCAUAAUCAUGUUCCAGCUAUUCCUAUGUUUGUGUUUGGUUUUUCUUUCUCCUAUCGACUUAACAGUGCCAAAUCCCUAAUAAAAACAAUAUUAAAAAGAAA
Messenger RNA from Rana temporaria (common frog), 2673 nucleotides. It is a transcript of the gene MREG, whose product is annotated as melanoregulin. The coding region runs from base 85 to 837 and encodes 250 amino acids. Gene Ontology annotation, biological process: melanosome transport; melanocyte differentiation. The transcript has 7 exons. Lineage: Eukaryota; Metazoa; Chordata; Amphibia; Anura; Ranidae. The record is from RefSeq and is a predicted model, not a curated record. Gene Ontology annotation, cellular component: melanosome.